Acanthoscelides obtectus is the source of this 510-nucleotide messenger RNA. NCBI's taxonomy places the organism in Eukaryota, Metazoa, Arthropoda, Insecta, Coleoptera, Chrysomelidae. The record is from the annotation of a GenBank genome assembly.
AUGUUGUUAGGUGCUGUGCCGGAGUCGCCCGCUGGGCUCUUGCCCAAAGGACAUAAUCACAGAGCGACGGACUUUUCUAUUGCGGCGAUUAUGGCCAGGAGGGGUGCCACGGAAACUGGAGGAGAGGAGAAGAUCAGCUCCGGUGACGGACCUUUAUCCCGCCUGAGCUCACCCUGCGCUACCGAAGACCUCGACCCUCUCGACCCCUUGGUAGACGUAGACGACGACGACGUCGAAGUAGACGUCGAAGAGUGCUCCGACGGUGAGUCAGCCUCUUCCCCUAGGCCCCCUAAGGCCUCCAAACCGUCCAGGCGGAGUCCAGCAGCCUCAGAAUGCGGCUCCGAAGGGGACAGAGACACCCCCGACGAUGUGGUUGAGAAAGGACCUAAGAAGGUGCUUUGCAAUUGCGAAGAGCUGCUUGGGGUUGAGUGUCACUUGGAGACGAAGGACUUGUGGGACAAGUUUCAUGAUCUGGGGACGGAGAUGAUCAUCACCAAAACUGGAAGGUAG